This is a messenger RNA of Malania oleifera, 860 nucleotides long. RefSeq lists its product as uncharacterized. Gene Ontology annotation, cellular component: nucleus. The record is from RefSeq and is a predicted model, not a curated record. Gene Ontology annotation, molecular function: GTPase activator activity; transcription coactivator activity. The transcript has a single exon. Lineage: Eukaryota; Viridiplantae; Streptophyta; Magnoliopsida; Santalales; Ximeniaceae. The coding region runs from base 289 to 717 and encodes 142 amino acids. Gene Ontology annotation, biological process: transcription by RNA polymerase II.
UUCAAUCGAAAGAAUACAAAAAUACCAUUCUAUUUUCAUGGUAUCAAAGCUAGGGUUUCUAAAUCUUAGUUAGCAAUGGCCGACAGCGCCGUCAGCAACAGAGGGUCGUGCUCCUUUGAGACUCUCGAUGGUGACUCUGAUGCCACCUCCAACAUGGGGUCUCUCGGAUUGGGUCCAAUGGUGGCAUCACGGCGACUCAGAGAACUCCAAUCGUAGCGGGCGAACAAGAUCUGCGUCGAUUGCUCGCAGAAGAACCCGCAAUGGGUGUUGGUAUCGUACGGCGUCUUCAUGUGUCUCGAGUGCUUUGCUAAGCACCGCGACCUCGUUGCUCACAACAGCUUCGUCCAAUCGGUGACAAUGGACUCCUGGUCGGAGAUCCAUCUCAAGAAGAUGGGCACUAACAGCAAAGCCGAAGCGGCGAGAGCUCACAAGAGCGCCACAGAGGCCGACCACAAGGACCACAAGGCUCACGAGAAGGAAGAGCAGUAUUGGCACGACGCCGCGGGCACCAAGUCCCGCGCCGCCAAGAAGCACAAGGAGGAUGCUGAGAAGCGCACCGAGGCCGCUGCACGCAAGGCCAAGGCUCGCUGCCUAGCCAAGCAGGAAGAGAAAAGCCUCGAGAAGUCGUUGAAGAAGCCAAAUAAGAAGGCCAGCCACGUCUCCAUCCCCAUUCCCAAGUCACCGAGGCAGAGCCUUUUAUUGAUUGGAAAAUGUUGAGGCAAGGCCUACCUAGUUCGGCGGACUAGACCUCAUGACUUCGUUUUCAACAAACAUUUUUUCGGGUUCUUUAGCCUAAAGAGGUAAUUUUUUGCAAGCCUUGAAUAUAACCUCUAAAUCCAAAACUCCUUGGAUUAUUGAUU